AUGGAGGUGCUUCGAGACUGCCUGGGCCAGAUGGAAUCAAAGCUGCUUCGAAAGAUCAAGGAAUUGCCAGAAAGUGUUGAGCAGGCAUACGAAAUUAUCUUGCGGCGAUGUCAUCAACAGAAUCGUCAAGACGGGAGACGCCUGCUGAAUAUCAUCGUCGCAGCGCAACGGCCCCUGAAAGUAUCCGAGAUCGAUGUUGCUUUAGAGGUCCAACCUGAUAUGAUCUCUCGCACUGAUUUGGAUCUUGAGGGCUCCCACAGAAAGCAGUGGAUAUGA
This is a messenger RNA of Penicillium argentinense, 276 nucleotides long. RefSeq lists its product as uncharacterized. The record is from RefSeq and is a predicted model, not a curated record. NCBI's taxonomy places the organism in Eukaryota, Fungi, Ascomycota, Eurotiomycetes, Eurotiales, Aspergillaceae. The transcript has a single exon. Bases 1 to 276 code for a protein of 91 amino acids.